AUGGAUGUUUCAGAGAGUUUGACAGUGAGGUGGGUGCAGGGCUUCACCAACAGCAAAGUUGCAUUUGUGGAUGAAAAAACAGCCUGUUACCCCUGUGGAAACUAUAUCACCUUCCUCAAUGUGGAGACAAAAAUCAGAAAGGUCCUCCAAAGCCCUGGUCAUGGCAUCAGGGUCUUCACAGCGAAUGGACAUUGUAAAACUCUUGCGUUUUCUGAGGAGAAAUGUUUUCCAUCAGUCUUCGUGUACAGAUACCCUGAGCUGAGUCUCAGAUGUGAGCUUAAAGGUGCAGCUAAACUGGCUUACACAGCCCUCACACUGAGUGACACUACUCCAUAUUUAGCCAGCUGCUCAUCUUUUCCUGAUCACACCAUCACAAUAUGGAACUUGGAAAGUGGAAUUUCAAUUUGUAGUAGUCAACUGCCUGAAGAGGAUGUCACAACCCUGCUUUUCAAUCCAGUGAGUUGGCAGCAAGUUUGUGCUAUGAAUCCAAACUCUCUAACAGUGUGGAAUAUUGAGAGGAGUAAUGACUUCCAUCUUAUGAAGCCCAGUGUUAUUGAUCUCCCUGCCAUCGAUGGCUCUGUAGUCGAGCAGGAAGUCGGCACUUCUUACAUCCCCACUGGGAAGCUGGCGUACUCUGGCCCUCAGAUGCCCCCUUCAGCUAUUGCAGGGCUGAUCGGCGACAAAGCGGAUAACAUUCUGCCAGCGAAGCCUCAACUCUGCCCAAGUGCCAUCUGCUGGUCAGUUUCCUCAGAUCUGUAUGUUGGGACUAAAGAAGGAUUCCUGCUGCUAGUCAACACUGAAAGUCUCCUCAUUUCUAUCCUGUACAAUCCUCAUAUUAAGCAAAGCUCCUCAGAUUGCAGUGAGAGCCUGGGGAUUCAGGAAGGCACUUUUCAGAGCUUGGCACUACACAGUGAAGGAGGGUUUGCUUCAGGACCUGAUGGUGUUUUGCAAACCUUUCAGGUUAAAGAGCACCAGGUGGAAGUGGUGGAAACUUUUAAUCUAGUGGAACCAGUCUCAAGUUUGUGCUUUUCACCUGACUAUAAAACAUUGCUUCUGUCCUCAACCAGUGGACGCAUUUACAAGUACAAUCCAGGGCUUAAAAAUGAAGUUGACAAAGUUCUGGAUGUGCUGUGUGGAGACUUUAUCACUGCUGCUCCAGUAUACACUGAAAAGAACCUCUGUGUGUCAGUUAGAGAGUCUGGGGAGCUGCAGCUGUGGUCACUGGAGGAUGGAAACUGCAUUGCAUCCCUCUCUUUACAGACAAAAGUGACCUGCAUGGCAUGUUGCCCAGUAGCGCAGUAUGUUGCUGUGGGAGCAGUAACAGGCCAUGUCCUCUUUGUAGAACUGACCAGAGCACAGAAACCUCGACUGGUUCACACUGUCUAUCUGUACCAUGUGCCUGUAGAGCAUUUAGUUUUCGACCAAGGGGGAAAUUUCUUGAUUACAGGAGCAUUCGAUUCACACAUAUUUUUCCUGGAUGCAAGACCAUCUAAAGAAUUUGAAAUCAUUGGAUACACUGACUGUAUGGGUGCCACCGUGAGUCUGUCCACCCAGUACCAGAAAGAGAGCAAACAGGUGGAUGUGCUGGUGCUCUGUAAUACUGAGAAGGAGAACAGGACAGAUAAGGAACAUAAGGAAGGGAAUCUGCUCAUGUUGCUGUCAGUGAUUACACAGCGGCUCUCAGAUGCAGCAAGCUGUGUGGACCCCCAUGGCUGCCUGGGAGAACAAAUUAUUCAAACCUGUGUGUAUGAGAUCCCACACUCUCUUUCCUCAUGUGUUCUGGGUACCAAAAUGAUCUUUGGUUGUAGUCACCAGAAGAAAGUUCUGCAAAGAUUCCAACUACCAGAGAGUGUGGGUAAAUUGUCCAGCAAAAACAAAGCAGUUAGACUAAGUCCAGAGAAAGAGGUAGAGGGUUCUCCUCUUGGCCUGGCAUCACUGCUUCUCUCUCCUCAUCAGAGCUGGCUGGCGUCUGUCAGCAGAGAUGGGCUGCUUCGUGUCCAUGACAUCAGCACUCUGGAGAUGUGUGUGCAGAUGCAGUGUCACUCUUGCUGGUUGGGAGGAAUUUGCUCUGUGUCUUUCACCCCUGACAGUCAAACUUUUAUCACUACCGGCCUCCAAGAUGGCUCUCUGGUCUGCAGCAGGCUCAGUUUGAAGAUGGCUGCAGCUACCCAGCAUGAUCCAUCCAUGGUGACCUCGUUUGAAGAUAAAAUAUCCCAAGAGAAUCCCAUCCUCAGUGACAUGGCUGACUGGGAACUGCCAUCACAGACACCAGUGGGAUUUGCCCCAUCACAUACAGUCAAGCUCGGUAACAGGGACCAAGUAACCGAUGAUAUAACAGACAAGAAUGAGGAUUCUAACCAUCUGCCUCCAUGCAAUUCUACAUGGCUGGAUAACAAACUAAAUGCAGUACUCCAAGAGGAGAGCCAGCAGUUUGCAGAGAAAAGGAGGAGUCUUACAAAGAACGUAGAAGAACUUCAGGACAUAAUCCAGGCUAUGAUGGAAGAGAAUGAGAAGCUGCCAGACACAGAGAAGCUGGAGCAGCUGGAGUUUAACCUGGACAUGGAGGAGCAGCAGAGACUACAAGCCAAGGGAGAGCAGGAGGUCGCCAAGGUGAGAAAGGAGAUUGAGCGUGAGAACCUGGCAAAAUGUGAUCUGCACAACAUUCUCAAGAAAAAGUACUGGGACUCUGUGACUGUGAAAGGGAAGGCCAUUAAGGCCUUCCACUCAGGGAAUGAAGUGACUGACUUUCCUAUGAAGGAACGCACACCAAAAGAACUUGAAGAGCUUUACAGGGUAGAGGCCAUCCAAAAGCUCAAGCAGGUUGAAAAAGGUUAAUUAUACAUGCCUUCUCUUCUGUCCAAUGUGCAGCAAGACAGGGAUGAAGACGAAGAGGAUAAAGGGCAUGAAGUGGAGAGCUCAGCUUUAACAGGAAGUCUGAGUGCUCAAUAUGGAGGUUCUAACCCUUACUUAUACAACCAAUUCAGUCUGCAAACCAGAGAACAAAAGAUCAACCAGAUCAUCCUGAUAAAGGAUGUGAUUUACAAAGUGAAAACAGCUUUUAACAAUGAGUUUGAGGCUCUAUACAAGCUGAAAGAGCAAGAGAUCAGCCGCAUAAGAGACAAGAACCAGCGCACUGCAGAUAUUAUGAGUAAGCUGGAACUGCAGGAGACCCUAUGGGAGCCUACUCUGACUGACAACGAGAGACCAGAGAGAAUUCUCAUUGUUAGUGACUCUGAGAUCAAAGUUGAGAAAUACCUGACAUCUGAGCAGAGGCUUAGAGAGGAGGAGAAGAGUAAGGAAGAGAAACAGAGGAGGCUUGCAGCAAAGGGGGACAAAACCAGAGAGCGAGCUUUGGAUGAUAUGAUGGGUGGAGCGCUUGAGGUCAAAAAAGAGGACCUCCUGAGUAUGGAAGUGCCACCACCAGAGUUCAUAGAUAAGCCUGAGUUCCAGUGGACAGAGGAGGAAAAAAGAUGCUACAAAGAGUAUGAAAGUAAAUUAAAGGAGCUCAGUGAAGAACAGGAGAAAUAUAGAAAGACUUUGGAGGGAGAAAUGAAGAAACUGCAGGUGUCCAUUAAAGAUGCCACUCAGGCCUUUGAUGAAAGACUGAGCAAGUUGUUAGAAAGGAAAAUGAAAUUAGACAUGGUUUUAUGCCAGGAAGAGCUAAAGAUCAGCAAUCUGUUCCAAUCCUUGUUGAUUGAGGAAGCGAUACUCAACAGAGAGGAAGAGUUGAGCUACAGACUGGAGAAGGCACAGACUGUUCAGAAUCAAAUUGGGAAAACUCUAAUUACUCUCGGAGAGGAGGUAGAAGCUUUUCGAGAGACGUAUGAGCAUUCUGUUGCACAAGAUAAACUUCUUGACAGUGGAUUUCGCAAAGAGUUUAGUGAUGUCACUGGACACAUGGUUGACCAGCUGUACAAGCUUUACAAGCGCAGACCCAGAAUCCAGAUUAUGAAGGCACAGACAGACAAGACAAGCUUGUUUAAGGAAUCUUCCAUGUUGAGUCAAGCAGCAGAAGGAUUCUCACAGGUGAUGAAGGUCAUGGAGGGGUUAGAUGCACCAAAGAACAUGCCAGAGGGUCUGGACCCAGCCAUAUGGCAGAGAUGCUGUCUGGCUAGGAGGACCAAAGUGAAGAGUGAGCAGAAGGUAAAAAUUCAGGCGCUGACAUUAGCAGAGAUGCAGAAAUUUAUGCAGACGAGAACAAAAGAGGAGGAGAAUGUACAAAUGGAAAUCAAGAAGCUUGUUGAUGAUCUUACUUGCCUGCGAGAAGAGAAGACCAGGUUCUGCCUCGAUGUUCUGGUGCAGAUCGUGUUAAAACAGGGCCAGGUUGAGUUGGAGACUGGAGACUUGACUGCAGACUACUCAGACUCUUUGUUGCUCCACCGCAGUGUUGUGGAGGAGCUGAACAAAACCAUCAGGGCUCUAGGAGAGCAGAAGAUUGCCAGCAUGGUGGAGGGCAAAGACUUUCAUAAAGAGAUUAUUCAGCAGGAAUGGGAGCACAAGAGGAUGAGUCAGCUAAUAGAAGAUCUUGAAAACAAAGCCAGAGACAUUCAGAUGCUUUAUGUGUCUCAGGACGUCCUGGAGUACCUGACAGAGUCAGACCAUGGCAACAGAAUGUCCAAGAAGAUAUCUACUCUAGAGAAGAUAAUGAUGUUACAAGAGAAGACUCAUCUGAAGAAUGUGGAGAGCUAUAAGAGGCAGAUAAUGGAGUUGAACAGAGAAGCAAAGGUGAAGAAAGAGAAAAAUACAGCUUUAGAUCCGCAGUUGACCAACACGCAAUUGACUCUCGCAGAAGAAUUUAACAUCUAUGAGUCCUCAGCAAUGGAGGAAGAGCAAGAGCGUGAAGCUAAGCAACACUAUCAAAACAUCCUGCAGAGGAGGAAACUUGUGGAUGUGGCCAAAGCACAAGAUACAGACAUCGCCAUACUGAGUGCUGAGUUGGAGUGCCUGCGAAAGAAGACAUUUCCUACUCUUCCUCCAUUAAAAUCUAUCUGA
This is a messenger RNA of Neoarius graeffei (lesser salmon catfish), 4992 nucleotides long. RefSeq names its product cilia- and flagella-associated protein 43-like. Gene Ontology annotation, cellular component: axoneme. NCBI's taxonomy places the organism in Eukaryota, Metazoa, Chordata, Actinopteri, Siluriformes, Ariidae. The transcript has 38 exons. Gene Ontology annotation, molecular function: protein binding. Gene Ontology annotation, biological process: sperm axoneme assembly; cilium assembly. The record is from RefSeq and is a predicted model, not a curated record.